AUAGCCAAAAGGGGCACGAGCACAAGAAUUUUGGACCAGCCGGUGUCAGUGUGCGUUGUGAUGUGAUGUGAGACAGAAGAGCGAUGCUCUAAGAUCAACAGCAAACAAAAUAUAAAGAAAAGUAACUAGAUGUAAUCAAACAACUACAAAAAUAUAUAGAAAGCAGAGUGACGCGAGACCGUAAAAUAAACGCGCACGAAAAAAGUAAUAAAAAUAUAGUAGAAGGUGUAAUACAGAGUGAGGUGCAAAGUGAAUAAACUGCACAGAGCCACAAAAGCCGUGAGCCGCAGCAUGUGAAGUCGUCGGGCGCAGCGAAGCAGCGAACAUACAAAAGAAACGAUAUUUAUGCUCUGAAUAUUGGGAGAGCUUACAAAAUUUACGUGGCAGAUGAAAUACAACGAAAUUCAAUUGGUUUUGAUUUUGCAAUAAAAGGCAAACACACACAGCUAUACAUAUAGUUGAUUCCGAUACGGCGUGGCUUCAAGGCUAAAUUGAUUGAGGAUAGGAUAUCUAGAGAGCUCGAGCACAUCAUAAAUCCAUAUAGAAAAUGUUGAAGCUGCACAAAUCCAGGUGUGAGCACCUGUUAAUAACAAUCAGCGUGCUAAUCUGCACCGGGAACAAACUGAAUGUCAUCAGUGCAAUGACACAGAUGGACUGGCGGCCAAUACCGCAGCUGUGCGAUCCCGUACAUUGUCCGGCUGAUGCGGACAUGGAGUGCCCGAAGGACAGCGCUGUGCGGGAGAUGCGCGAGAUAAGCGCCGUGAAUCUGUUGAGCUCGAAUGCGGUCGCCGGCAGCCUCAGCGGGGCAAUCGAAACAACGGAGCGCAGUGUCUACAACAUCAGCCAGGUGCCGGACAAGCUGUUCGCCCUCUGCUGCCUGUCCAAGAAGUGUAUGUGCAAGACGUGCUACAACAUACCUGGCUGCAACAGCGAGAAGGGCGAGGUUGUGGUCGAGCUGCAGCCGGAGGACAUGAAUACGCCUGGCCAGUGCUGCGGCAAGUACGAAUGCAAGCCGGAGCCCAACUGUUCGGACGUGCGAAACACCAACUAUUACUGGCUGCAGAGCUGCCAACGCUGUCUCUGCAAUUCGGGGGCACGCAUUUGCCAGCAGAGCUGCGACGAGGGCAAGAAUGCCAUCUGCGAAUCAAAGAACCUGAACAUGUACUUCAAGGACGGCGACAGCUGGAAGGAUGGCUGCUACCAGUGCGAGUGCGUCAAGGGCGAACAGAAGUGCGUGAUACCACUCUGUGCCAAUGUCAAUUGUCCCAGCGAACGUCAGGUGAUGAUCAAGGACUACUGCUGUCCCGUCUGCUGGCCCAAAGGUGCGCCCAUGCCACACGAGAAGCCAAACAACGAUGACGACGGCUAUGGCUACGAGCACGAGGAGCAGACCCAGCCAGACGCAGAUGCUGAUGCUGAUGCUGAUGCUGAAACUGACACUGAAACAGAAACUGAGCUGCCUGUGGUGCCGCUGGCAGAUGAAAUCGUCAUCAGCAGCACAACCACCACCACCAGCACCACCAAUCGCCCCAGCACUACACAAAAUGCCGAACUGAUCGACUUUCCCAGCUCCAACACCUCAGCUGCGCCCUGCGAACUGCACGACUUUCCCAGCGUAGUGCAGGUCGUACACCAGAAAACCUUCCCCCAAAAUAUCUAUCACAUUGUAAUUGUUGUGCUCUGCGUCAUCAUUCUGUCCAUGUUCAUCUACAUAAGGCGUCUGCUGGCCAAACAGCGUUCCUACAGGCCCGUCUCCAACUUUGAUGACAGAGUCUAGAAGAAGUUGAUGGAGAAUGAAUAUAAGAGAAACAGAAAGAAAGAGGGAGAAAUGAGAAAAAAUAU
Molecule: messenger RNA, 1842 nt
Organism: Drosophila hydei
Lineage: Eukaryota; Metazoa; Arthropoda; Insecta; Diptera; Drosophilidae
Product: cysteine-rich motor neuron 1 protein
Exons: 3
Coding region: 548-1777 (409 amino acids)
Molecular function (GO): protein binding
Source: RefSeq, a predicted model, not a curated record